CGUGGCGACGAGAGUACACAGCAAUGUAGACUUGUUGUUGGAGAAGGAGGAGCGGGGAAGUAGACGGAAGAGAAAGCAAGAGUGGGAAAAAAAAAAAAAUUGCAUACAAGUAAGAACAGAUACAGUAUUUAUGAUGGCAUCGGGGGACACUCUGUACAUAGAAGCGGACGGGUCAGAAAUGCCAGCCGAAAUAGUGGAAUUACACGAAAUCGAAGUAGAGACAAUCGAGACAACAGUUGUUGGAGACAACGGGGAACACCAGCCUAUGAUCGCUUUGCAGCCUCUUGACACCGAUGAUCCGAACUCGAUUCACUCGCACCAGGAGGUGAUUUUGGUGCAAACAAGAGAAGAGGUGGUGGGUGAGGACGACUCUGAACUGCACACUGAUGACGGUUUCGAGGACCAAAUCCUCAUCCCAGUGCCCGCCGUGGAGGAGGACUAUAUAGAACAGACUCUGGUUACUGUAGCAGGGAAAAGCUCGACAGGCCGGACGAAGAAGUCUGGUAGCGGAAAGAAAGCGAGCAAAAAGAGCUACAUGAGCGGAGGUGAAAUGGGCAGAAAAUGGGAACAGAAACAGGUCCAAAUAAAGACUUUGGAGGGGGAGUUUUCAGUCACUAUGUGGGCUUCGGAUGACAAGAAGGACAUAGAUCAUGAGGAGCAAAUCACGGGUGAAAACUCACCUCCAGAUUAUUCAGAGUACAUGACAGGGAAGAAGCUUCCUCCAGGAGGCAUCCCAGGCAUCGACCUGUCAGACCCCAAACAGCUGGCAGAGUUUGCCCGCAUGAAGCCAAGAAAAGUAAAAGAAGAUGACGCACCCAGAACAAUAGCUUGUCCACACAAAGGAUGUACCAAGAUGUUCAGGGACAACUCAGCGAUGAGAAAGCACUUGCAUACUCAUGGGCCUCGUGUGCACGUCUGCGCAGAGUGUGGCAAAGCCUUCGUGGAGAGCUCAAAGCUGAAGAGGCAUCAGCUUGUACACACAGGAGAGAAACCUUUCCAGUGCACAUUUGAGGGCUGUGGCAAGCGGUUUUCUCUGGACUUUAACUUGCGCACACAUGUGCGUAUUCACACUGGAGACCGCCCGUAUGUGUGCCCCUUUGAUGGCUGCAACAAAAAAUUUGCCCAGUCGACCAACCUGAAGUCUCACAUUCUCACACACGCCAAAGCUAAAAACAACCAAUGAGUCAGCCCUGAACCAGGUUGAUGACAGCGUGAGCACACACUGGAGGAUCUGAACCUGUAUCUCCACUUCUUGACAAACAAACUCAUGUCAUGUGGCCUGCUUUAUGGUAAGAUAUGAAGUCCCCUUUGCGCUGUCUUGAAGUGAAUGCUUAAACAGAAAACAUUUUCUGACUUCCUGAUAUACAUGAACUGUACAUGGAAAAAUGAACUUGUGAGAAGCCCAACCCACUCAGGCCUCCUACCCUACUUUGGCUCUACCUGGAUUUAUGAUCUCUUCUUGUGAAGAUAUUAAUCCUUGGAUCUGC
Molecule: messenger RNA, 1487 nt
Organism: Monopterus albus (swamp eel)
Lineage: Eukaryota; Metazoa; Chordata; Actinopteri; Synbranchiformes; Synbranchidae
Gene: yy1a
Product: YY1 transcription factor a
Exons: 5
Coding region: 131-1183 (350 amino acids)
Biological process (GO): regulation of transcription by RNA polymerase II
Cellular component (GO): chromatin; transcription regulator complex; PcG protein complex
Molecular function (GO): DNA-binding transcription factor activity, RNA polymerase II-specific; RNA polymerase II cis-regulatory region sequence-specific DNA binding
Source: RefSeq, a predicted model, not a curated record